AUGGGAGAGAACUUCAAGGGCUUUAUGAAGAGGUCAACAAAUAUUGAAGUAUUGCCGAUGCUGUUUUGGAAUGCUGCUCGUAAAGUGACCAUUGGUGGGUUUGAAAAAAUAAUAUUUGAUAUACAGUGUGCUAACCUAGAAGCAUAUGAUUGGAUUAAGAAUAUUCCACCCAAAUUUUGGGCAGAUGCUUAUUUUCUAGGGUCUAGAUACAGUCAUCUUACAUCAAACAUGGCCGAGUCUUUCAAUGCUUGGAUUUUAUCUGCUCGAGAGAAGCCAAUCAUUACAAUAUGUGAAGAAAUAAGGAUACAGUUGAUGACCAGGUUUGAAGAGAAGAGGGAAUUAGGUAAUACUUGGAGCGGCAUGUUAGUACCGAAGCCUCAAGAAUUACUUGAUACGCGAAAGAUGACGGCUCGAUUUUUGCACAAAGUUAUAUUCACCAUGGACACGUUUUUUGAGAUCCACUAUCUUGGGAAGAAGUACGCUGUCAAUUUAAUGCAGUGGACAUGCAUUUGUAGAAAAUGGCAACUCAGUGGCAUUUCGUGUGCCCAUGCUAUUGCGGCCAUUAACCAUAUGCAUAUGGAUCCCACUUUGUACUGCCUUAAGUAUUUUACAGUGGAAUACUUUAGAAGGGCAUUUGAAACUCCCUUUGCACCUGUCCCGGAUGAUAUUGAGUUGACAGGUAUUUACAACCGGACAGUGUUGCCACCAAGGACUACACGCUUUCCCGGUAGGCUAAAAAAGCAACGAAGAAUAUCCGAGACGGAACAUCCGAUCACCAGGCCUUUGAAGUGCAAACGAUGCGACGCUGAGGGUCAUAAUAGGAGGACAUGCAAAGAACCGAUAUAG
Molecule: messenger RNA, 846 nt
Organism: Amborella trichopoda
Lineage: Eukaryota; Viridiplantae; Streptophyta; Magnoliopsida; Amborellales; Amborellaceae
Molecular function (GO): zinc ion binding
Source: RefSeq, a predicted model, not a curated record